Molecule: messenger RNA, 1135 nt
Organism: Oncorhynchus masou masou (cherry salmon)
Lineage: Eukaryota; Metazoa; Chordata; Actinopteri; Salmoniformes; Salmonidae
Gene: trappc6b
Product: trafficking protein particle complex subunit 6B
Exons: 6
Coding region: 380-856 (158 amino acids)
Biological process (GO): endoplasmic reticulum to Golgi vesicle-mediated transport; regulation of GTPase activity
Cellular component (GO): cis-Golgi network; trans-Golgi network; TRAPP complex
Source: RefSeq, a predicted model, not a curated record
UUUCGCUUCCUAUUCAGGCAUUCUUUUGGCCGACUGUUUGCUAGUGUGAAAGAAGGACCUCUGUCAGAUGUUUAUUUUCAUGUCUCAUCGUUAAAUCUUUGCGUCACACGACUCAAGUUGAGAUAUUUAAUCAUAGUCAUUUUUGACGGCUAGUUAGAAAUAUAUGUUGGCUUAAAUACUCGAGGGUUCAUAGAAAUUUCGAUUAGGUUGUGUUCUUUGCUCUACAUUAUUAAGUAACUGUAGAAACACACAUCACUAAAUUCAAAGACGAAUAUAUAACGUUAUAUAUAUAAAUACCUAUAUAUGAAUACUGAUAGCAUUUAGGGUGGCGGCAUCCUUACUAGCCAGAGGUGUUUGAUAGGUUUGGGAAUAACCAAGGAUGGCAGACGAAGCCCUUUUUCAGUUUUUACACAAUGAGGUGAUACAGUAUAUAUACAAAUCAUCUGAACAUGGGGAAAUGGAAAAUGGGAGAUGUAUUACCAAACUGGAAAAUAUGGGAUUCCGGGUGGGUCAGGGACUAAUAGAAAGGUUCACCAAAGACACAGCACGGUUUAAAGAUGAGCUUGAUGUCAUGAAAUUCAUAUGCAAAGACUUCUGGACCUGUGUCUUCAAAAAGCAAAUUGACAACCUAAGAACAAACCACCAAGGUAUUUAUGUCCUGCAGGAUAACAAGUUCCGGUUACUCACUCAGCUCUCUGCCGGUAAACAGUAUUUGGAGCAUGCCCCAAAGUAUUUGGCGUUCACAUGUGGCCUGGUUAGAGGAGGGCUUUCCAACCUGGGAGUGAAGAGUAUUGUCACAGCAGAGGUGUCCGUUAUGCCUGCCUGUAAAUUUCAGGUCAUGAUCCAGAAAAUGUAGCACCCUCCGAAGGAAGGCGUAUUCACUCCAACGCCACCCAUCCCAGUUGUAUUGACUUUCUUUAUUGAACAAAAGCUUGAAAUGUCCUGCAUGCAGACAUCAGUGUUGUGCCUACAUAUCAUUGUUUUUAUCAAAUGUAUUUGUACUAUUGUUAGUUAUUAUUGUUGAUUACGAUUAAUGAAUGCAUUAUUGUAACAUGCACAUGAAUCAUGUUUUUUCUUUACAUCUGAAAAAUAUUAUUUGCACUGAGUGUUGAUUAAAGACCUAAGUCUAUUUCAA